AUCAGAAAGAUGAAAGAUAAAUUGCACAAACUGAAAAAGAAAAGCAUCAUCCAAGGUAAAGUAAAAACAAAAAUAAAAGGAGGUUAUUUUACACAUUUUAUUCUAAAAACUAUGGACGAAAUGGAUUGCGUUGCUGAGAUGAAAGGAUUCUUUAUAGUGAUACACAAUGCGCUCAUUUAUACAGUUGACACAAUAGAAAUUAUGAUAAUAGAAAGAGGUGAUAAAUGCCUU
Molecule: messenger RNA, 231 nt
Organism: Gilbertella persicaria
Lineage: Eukaryota; Fungi; Mucoromycota; Mucoromycetes; Mucorales; Choanephoraceae
Exons: 1
Source: RefSeq, a predicted model, not a curated record